Messenger RNA from Erigeron canadensis, 4076 nucleotides. Its product is annotated as exportin-4. Gene Ontology annotation, cellular component: nuclear pore; cytoplasm. NCBI's taxonomy places the organism in Eukaryota, Viridiplantae, Streptophyta, Magnoliopsida, Asterales, Asteraceae. The coding region runs from base 129 to 3599 and encodes 1156 amino acids. Gene Ontology annotation, molecular function: nuclear export signal receptor activity. Gene Ontology annotation, biological process: protein export from nucleus. The transcript is spliced from 33 exons. The record is from RefSeq and is a predicted model, not a curated record.
UUGGAAAAACCCCAUCAUCGCUGUCUUCUUAACCCCUUUCUUUCUUCUUCCUCAAAUUAUUUUUAACUUAUUUCUCACUCUCAAUCAUCAUCAUCAUCAUCUUCAUAGCAAUCGAGAGAUAGAUAGAGAUGAAUGGAAACAGUGAAUUGGUUCAGCAGCUUCAAGCAACUAUGCAAGCCAUCGAGAUGGCUUGUAGCUCUAUUCAGAUUAAUGUAAAUCCUGCGGCUGCUGAAGCAACUAUUUUAUCCCUAUGCCAAUCCCCUCGACCAUACCAGGCAUGUCAGUUUAUUAUUGAAAAUUCUCAAAUGCCAAAUGCAAGAUUUCAGGCAGCCACCGCAAUUCGAGCUGCAGCAAUACGAGAAUGGUCAUUUCUUUCAGCUGAUGAGAAAAAAAGCUUGAUUGGUUUUUGCUUGUCCUACGUAAUGAAGCAUGCAACUUCACCUGAGGGAUACGUUCUUUCAAAAAUUUCAUCUGUUGCGGCUCAAUUGAUGAAAAGGGGCUGGCUAGAAUUUACUGCUGCAGAAAGAGAUGGAUUUUUCACAGAGAUAAAACUGGCUAUAAUUGGUAUCCAUGGACUAGAUGUGCAGUUCACUGGGAUUAAUUUUCUCGAGUCAUUGGUGUCCGAAUUUUCUCCAUCUACUUCUACUGCUCUGAGCCUUCCCAGGGAGUUCCAUGAGCAAUGUCGAAAGUCUCUUGAGCAUGAAUAUCUGAAGAAUUUUUACUGUUGGGCUGUGGAGGCAGCACAAAGUGUCACAAAUCAAAUUACCAAUUCUGAUACAGCUGUCUUAGAAGCGAAAGUUUGUGCAACGGCUCUUCGUUUCAUGCUUCAAGUUCUUAACUGGGACUUCAGUAACAUUGGCAGGGCUGUGAAAAACAGCUUAGAUGUUUUUUCAUAUGUUGCUAAAGAAGACAGUAACUCAGCUUAUUCGCUUGUCCAGCCUGGCGCGUUAUGGCGUGAUGUUUUGAUCACAAGUGGUCACAUAGGAUGGCUUUUGAGGUUGUAUGGUGCACUGAGAGAUAAAUUUUCAUGUAAGGGCUAUUGGAUUGAUUGUCCUCUUGCAGUUUCUGCUCGAAAACUCAUAAUACAGUUUUGCUCACUCACUGGAACUGUAUUUCCAUCUGAUGCUGGUGUUUCACAAGGGAAGCAUCUUCUGCAAAUGAUAUCUGGAAUCGUACAGUGGGUUCAUCCUCCUGAUGUUAUAGCAAAUGCAAUUAACAACGGAAGAAGUGAGAGUGAGCUGCUUGAUGGCUGCCGCGGACUGUUAUCCAUUUCUGCUGUUACCAACCCAGUUAGUUUUGAUGACCUCUUGAAACACAUAAGGCCUUUUGGCACACUCAGUCUGUUAUCUGCCUUAAUGUGUGAAGUUAUCAAAGAUCUUAUGACCAAAGAUUUGGAAGAAGAGCCAUGGAGCUGGGUUGCACGUGAUAUAUUACUAGAUACGUGGACAACCCUCCUAACGGAAACAAACAGUUCUGGCGUGAAUUCAUUGCUUCCACUUGAAGGAAUAAAUGCUUCUGCCAAUCUUUUUGCCCUGAUUGUUGAAUCAGAACUAAAGGCUGCAUCAGCCAGUGAAGAGAGAGAAGAUUACUUUCAAGCCUCAGUAUCCGCUAUGGACGAGAGAUUGAGUUCUUAUGCUCUUAUUGCGCGAGCUGCUAUUAACGUAACAAUCCCUUUUCUGACUGGACUUUUCUCUGAGCGCUUUGCAAGGCUUCACCAGGGAAAUGGGAUAAGUGAUCCAACUACAACACUGGAAGAACUUUAUUCGCUUUUGUUGAUAAUUGGCCAUGUAAUAGCAGAUGAAGGAGAAGGAGAAACACCCUUGAUACCAAUGGCUAUAGAAACACGUUUUCCAGAGUACGUGGAAACAGACAAGCAUCCAGUAGUUGUACUUUCUGGGUCUGUAAUAAAGUUUGCAGAGCAGAGUUUAGAUCCUCGUAUGCGAGCAGCUUUCUUCAGCCCUCGGCUUAUGGAGGCAAUUAUAUGGUUUCUUUCUCGAUGGUCGGGUACAUACUUGAUGACAACUGGAGAAAUGCAAAGUAAUAGGAACUUCGUAAAUGAGGGUAUGCUGCUUCAGAUGCAGCACUCCAGAAAAGCCUUGCUUAGUUUCUCCGCAGAAUAUACUCAUGGAAAGACCUUGCUUGACAUUAUUGUUCGCAUAGCAUUGACAACACUCAUUUCAUAUCCAGGAGAAAAGGAUUUGCAGGCCCUUACAUGUUACCAAUUGCUUGGUGGAGUUGUUCGUAGGAAAAAUAUAUGUGCACACCUUGUCACCUUGGACUCGUGGCGUGAGCUAGCGCAUUGCUUUGCCAACAAUAGAGAGCUGUUCUCAUUAAAUGCUAGCCACCAACGUUCUCUUGCUCAGACUCUGGUUCUUUCAGCUGCUGGCAUAAAAGACCCAGUGGAAAGAAAUCAAUACAUAAGGGAUCUUACCAGUCAUAUGACUGGUCAUCUAAAUGACAUAUCUGGCAAGAAUGAUAUCAAGAGUAUCUGUCAGCAGCCAGAUGUACUUCUCGUGGUUACUUGCUUAUUGGAGCGGCUUCGAGGUGCUUCCUGUGCUUCAGAGCCACGGACUCAAAAGGCAAUAUAUGAGAUGGGAUUUUCAGUGAUGCAGCCAAUUCUUAAAUUUCUUGAGGUUUACAAAGAUGAGUCUACAGUUGUGUAUCUGUUACUUAAGGUUGUCGUUGACUGGGUGGAGGGUCAAAUCAUCUAUCUGGAGCCUCAUGAGACUGCCAUGGUUAUUGAAUUUUGUAUGCAUCUGCUUCAGCUUUACUCUUCCCAAAACAUUGGCAAGAUAUCUGUAAGCGCUUCAAGCAGUUUACAAAGUGAAGCAAAUGCUGAAAAAUACAGGGACUUACGUGCUCUGCUGCAGUUGCUUCAAAAACUAUGCACAAAAGAUAUGGUUGAUGUUUCAUUAGCUACAAGUGAGGACCAGCAGACAAGCAUUUCUCAGGUUAUAUAUGUUGGUGUUCACAUUGUUAGCCCUCUGAUAACAAUAGAAAUGCUCAAGUAUCCUAAGCUUUGUUAUGAUCACUUUGCUCUGCUGUCACAUAUGCUGGAAGUUUAUCCAGAAAUGAUUCCUAAACUAAACCAUGAAGCCUUCAGUCAAAUUUCAGGAACUCUUGAUUUCGGUCUCCAUAACCAGGAUGUAGAAAUAGUUGGCAUGUGCUUGAGAUCUUUGAGAGCUCUUGCAUUCCACCAUUACAAGGAAAGAGGUGCUGGUAGGGAUGGUUUAGGUCAACAUGCGACCAGUUAUAUGGACGCUGAUGGAAAUUUUCAGGAUGGCAUUCUUAGUAGAUUUUUGCGAUCACUUCUGCAACUAAUCCUCUUUGAGGACUACAGCAUGGAUCUUGUAGGGGCUGCCGCUGAUGCUCUUUUUCCGUUAAUCCUUUGUGACCAUGACCUCUACCAGAGAUUAGGGAAUGAAUUGGUUGAAAGGCAACCUAAUUCAGUAUUGAAAACAAGGAUGACGAAUGCGCUGCACUCACUGACAACCUCAGAUGAUCUCUCUCCAUCUGCUGAUCGCUCCAACAUGAGAAAAUUCAGGAAGAAUCUAAACCAAUUCCUUGUUGACGUUCGUGGUUUUCUACGCAUAAUUUGAUGAUAGCUCAUACUGAUGGAACUUUUAUCCAAUCAUAUUUUUGUCACCAUCAAUGGCACCCAAUAUGCCCUUACAGAAACAUGAACUCUUCGAGAAAUUUGUGAUGAACAUGUAGCACUUGGUCACACUCACACACAACAUUAUUAGCUGGCCUUUUUUCUCCUGUUCUUUUGUAUAGUCAAGUCUACUACAGGUGAGAAGGUUUACGAGUGGCAUUAGAUAUAUUGAGCUUUGACAACUUUCCAAAUGAGUAAGUUGCAGGAAUAAUAGAUUAAUUACUCCAUAGUUGGGUGUAUUGUUGGUUUGGUAAUUAAAAUAUAUUGAGAAAAGCAAUAUGAAGAAGAGUUGUGACUGUUUGGUUUCUUGUUUAUUUUUCGGCUACGAUUGCAAUUUGCAACUCUUCGGUUCUUGUUAAAUGGACCACUUAUUGUCGAGUAAUUCUAAAGAUGAUCUGUGAGUAAAUGGAGUUGUUUUUUU